UUUGCCUAAUCAGUCUAGCUACGGUCACACUGAGGCCAAGACGAAAAAAGACGCGAAAAGAUGCAUAGAUUAUAAACAACGGUGUACUAUGCGACCAUAUAAAUAUUUGAGAUUACAUACUGAAAAAUGGAAGCAAUAUCGAAGAUUUCCCUGAUAUUGUGUGCCUUGUUCGUCGUGGUCAACGCAGCUGUAGCCAUCAGUGGCGACAGUACCAACUGCCAGGCCACAUACAGUAGCAUUGAGGCGUCCCUGGCCCAAAUUCCACACCAACAUCGGCCGCAGAUUAAGCCCAGGACCAGAACCUGGCAGGAGCACGAGUUCUCCCUUCUGGGCUACAAGUUUCAUCUGCCUUUCGUGGGACAUGUAGUGGACUCGGAUCUAGAUGAUAGUGACAGUGAUGAGGGUCUGUGGCUGGACGCGCUGGACGCCGGAUCGGAGAGCGAAGAGGUGGAGGAGCAUGAACUUCCUUCGGAUGGUCAAGUGGAUCCCACGGCCUAUGUGUUCAAGCUUAACUGUGAGAAUAUGGAGCUGAGACAGGUUAAUCAGGAGCUCGUCUCGAAAAGGAGCUCGCAUGUCAACUAUCAGCAGCUGAAGCUGGUCCAUGUGCUUACCGAUCUCAGUAAUCCACUGAAAUUGCCACAGUACGAGAGUGUCAGGGAGUUCUCCUGGCAAAACAGUAACCUUAAGGAUGAAUCGAUCAGAGAGCUCUUUAAUCGCCAGCCGCAAAACUUUCAGAACAUGGAACAGCUGAAACUCGCUGAAAACCUUCUGAGCCUCGACUGGGUUGUACCCAAAGUGGUACGGCACCUGAAAGUACUUAAGAUCAGCGGUAAUCGGCUUUCCAACAAUAGCCUAACGAACCUGCAGCAUAUGAAGCAUUUGCAGGAGCUACACAUGGACAGGAAUGAACUGACCUUCUUACCGCAGCGUUUCCUGGGUGAGCUCAGUGAACUGCGCAUGCUUAACCUCAGCCAGAAUUUGCUGACGGAGCUUCCUCGGGAGAUCUUUGAAGGAGCUCUUAGGCUAGAGAGGCUUUACCUCUCUGGAAACCGCCUGAGCGUCCUGCCAUUCCAGCUCUUCCAGACGGCACGUGACCUUCAAGUGCUGGAUCUAAGCGAAAACCGCCUGCUCUCCUUUCCGGACAACUUUUUUGCUCGCAACGCGCAACUACGGCAUCUUCACCUACAGCGAAAUCAGCUUAAGUCUAUCGGCAAGCACAGUCUGUAUAGCCUGCGCGAACUUCGUCAGCUGGACCUUAGCCAAAACUCUCUGUUCGUCAUCGAUCGCAAGGCGUUCGAGUCCCUUGACCAGCUGCUAUCCUUAAAUGUGUCCGGCAACAACCUGACCCUGCUGUCAUCCAUCAUCUUCCAGUCGCUGCAUUCCCUCAAGCAGUUGGAUCUCAGUCGGAACCAGUUCAAGCAAUUGCCUAGUGGCCUGUUUCAGAGGCAGCGCUCCCUGGUGUUGCUACGCAUCGAUGAGACUCCCAUCGAGCAGUUCUCCAAUUGGAUCUCGCGCUACGAUGAGUCGCUUGUGGAUCCACAGAUUCUACAUCGUUUGCGUUACCUGUCUCUGCAGCAGAACCGGAAAUUAACCCAUUUACCCACCACUCUGUUUGCCAAUACUCCCAAUGUUAGGGAACUUUUGCUGGCCCAGAACGGAUUGCUGCAGUUGCCCACACAGAUCUCAGGGCUGUCGCGAUUACAGCGACUCAGUGUACGUGGAAAUAGCUUGGGGUCGCUGCCCGAGGGCAUCAAGGAGCUCAGACAGCUGCACUACCUAAAUAUUUUGGGUAACGAGUACCAGUGUGACUGCAGCAUGUACUGGCUGACAGCCUGGCUAGCUAAUACCAGCACUAGUUUGCGCCACCUACCGCCGCAGGCACAGUAUAAUAAUGCCAGUCCCAGCCAAACUCCACUGGACUCUUACGAGAGUAUCGAUCAUCAAAUUGAUGCGCUAAAGUGUCAGUAUGGCUAUCCCGGCGAUAUGCUCCGUGUGCUAAGCAAUCUCAAUUGCUCUGUGCCCUCGGUAGUGCAGUUUUCCGAGCCCAAGAUGCACAAGCUUCUCUCCACCGCUAAGCUGGAGUGUCAGAUUUCUGGCAGCCCAGUGCCGGACAUUAUUUGGGUUACUCCCCGCAAUAAGAUUUUGCGCCACCAUGCUGAUCCUGAUAAGCGUCCGAUUAUUAUCGACAGCAAGGAGGAUGCUCAUCAGCCACCGAGUGCACAAGAGCUGGCUGCUCUGAUGGACGAGAGUUACAUCCAGUCCUUAAACUUGACACGUCAGCAGAGUCUGGUGGGUCAGCGCGUGGUUCUGGUGGAAAACGGAUCGUUGCUGGUACAUAAUAUUUCCCGAAUUGACAGUGGCUUAUACACUUGUUAUGCCUUCAAUGUGAUGGGCAAGGCAUCGGCAGGAUUAAGACUAUACAUCGAUCCUAUUGUGUUCUACCGGGUAAAAAUCGGCAGCAUACUGUUCGGUACGGCCCUGGCCACCGCUUUCCUGCUGCUAACCCUGAUGGUUCAGGGGCUGAGAAGCUGCCUGUCACGCUGGGGAAUCUUUAAUCGGUUCUAUUGCUGUGCCAAUCGGAAUAAGAAGUCACCGCGCCCACGUCAAAUUUACGCCAUGCUGGACAGCAUCGAGACUUACAAAAGCCAGCAAUUGGAGAGGCUUCGCGAAAACUAUGCCCAGCAAGUCCAUCGUAUCCGAGAGAAUUGUGCUCAGCAAGUAGAGUGGAUCCAGAGCAGCUACACAAGCCAGGCAAAGCACAUUCGAGAGUUUCGCGAUAUAGGUUCGAAUCAUCUUACUACUUUGAAAGAUCAAUAUUACGAUCAGGUGAAAAAAGUGCGUGACUACUCGACUGGUCAGUUAAGCUGGGUGCGAGAGAACUACGUCUUCCAGAGAAACAAAAUCCGGAAGUUCAGUGCACAUCAGGUGCUGCGCCUUCGGGAGGGAUACAAGUACCAGCAACAGACGCUGAACAAGGUGCUGGAAAACCUACCCAGUUUUUACUUCGAGAAUUGUCGCGGGCGCUGUGAGGAAGAUAUAGCUGAGGACAUAGACUGUUACUUCAAAGGCCAAAUGGACUUUGCUGGCUCUAAGGAGCUGCACAUACAAAAAAUUAAAGCACGCCUAUCUGCCAAUUACUCAGCCAGCAAGGCGUCCAUUUACUAUACCCCACCAGAUGAUGAUCUUCUGCAUAGCUCGCAGCUUAAUUUGCAGACGUCACCCAUUCACAUCAACUACAUUGAUGAGAAUCUUGACCAGCAAAAGCAGUUGGAGCACGACUUUAAAAUGGAACCUCAACUACUGCUUUACAAUGCCCCGUUGCUCUAUCUGAAUCCCGAAGGAGCAAGCAGCAGUGGACAGGCGGCGGCCAUGGCGGCGGCAGUUGCCCUGUCACAGUGUAUAAGCGUAGAGGACAAUAACCAAGAGCAGGAGAUGCAGCCUAUAAAAAAGAGCAGUGGUAAUCAAAUGGAGCUGCCAGAACUGAAGGACACGAACGAUGUGAAGAACUCGAAAUCUUGUCCGGCCAUUUACAAGGUUUCCAAGCAGCGAGACGGGAGCACUCUUCAUGAGUUACAAAAAGAAGGCGAGGAGCCCUAUCAAAUGCUCCGCCUAAAUCCCGUGGAGACCACCUCGCUGACAUCAAAGACAGCUAUGGGACCUGCAAUGCAGGCGAGAACGGAGAAGCUGAACAUCAUCUUGGAUGAAAGCGGCAAGGCCUCAUUAUGUAAAACGGAGCAGGCAACCGACGAAACGAUUAGUGAGACUCCCCCAUCCGAGUCCAGCUGUGAGUCCAACAGCUUGGCCGCCAGUUGUGGAGAUGUCUGCCAGGCCAGCAGCAAGCUGGCAAAUGCCUCACCAUCAUCUUCUCCCCCCAAAGCUGCCCCUGCCAGCACUUAGAGAUUUUUUAAAUUUUUAAUUAGUAAUUAUAAUAAAAAAAACUAACGAAAAUAUAAAUUGUAAACAAGUAAAUCAAACGCAUCUGCAAAUGAAGUUAAUGUUAAUGAUUACGAUAUAAUGGUAAGGCAGACAACAAUAAUUAAACUUAGAGUUAAUUAGCAAAACAUAUGAAUUCAAAGUGCUGAACAUUAGAAAAUAUCGGAACAAGUCAUACGAUUAUACCGAAUGAUGAUCAAAAACAAGGCUUAAAGAAUUUAAAAUUGAGAUCUACUCACACCUGGAAUCUAUCGCUAAGGUAUCAUGUCAAUAAUACUUGAAAAGAGACCCCCAUUUGUGAUUUCAUUACAUUACGAGUGUAAAGCAUCAAAACUGUAGAGAGCGUAUUUUAAAAUAAAACAGACAAAUUUUAAUUAAAUUGUAUGAAAAUACAAGACUAUAUAAUAAAUAAAACGUUUACUAUAGACCAA
Molecule: messenger RNA, 4364 nt
Organism: Drosophila eugracilis
Lineage: Eukaryota; Metazoa; Arthropoda; Insecta; Diptera; Drosophilidae
Molecular function (GO): protein binding
Source: RefSeq, a predicted model, not a curated record